ACUUGUUAUUCCAUUCACCAACAUGGCUGGCACCAACUCACUCAAGCACGCGCUCAAGUUUGUCAAGGACGUCAACGUGGUCUUCUCGCCCUGGAACAUGAAUGCCAAGCACGCUCGCCUGGUGCUCCAGCAGGUCGCUGCCAGCAAGGGUCAGGAUCCAGCGCUCAAGACCAACGUUGCCGUCGUCAACGCACUGCAGAACCAGACAGCGCCUACUGUCAGCGUCGUGCUGUCGGACAACACCAAGUUGGAAUUCAACUGCAACCGACAAUCGGCAAAGGAGAUCGUCGACACAAUCACAAACAAGGCAUUGGAGCUGGACAUUGUGUCGGCAUAGUGUGGUUUUGUGUGUUUUUGUCGUGGUCUCUUUGCUUAUUUCCCCCCAAAUGUACAUUAGUCGUCAAGUCCAA
Messenger RNA from Capsaspora owczarzaki ATCC 30864, 410 nucleotides. RefSeq lists its product as hypothetical. Gene Ontology annotation, cellular component: mitochondrial large ribosomal subunit. Lineage: Eukaryota; Filasterea; Ministeriida; Capsasporidae. Bases 23 to 337 code for a protein of 104 amino acids. The transcript is spliced from 3 exons. The record is from RefSeq and is a predicted model, not a curated record.